Molecule: messenger RNA, 1647 nt
Organism: Helicoverpa zea (corn earworm)
Lineage: Eukaryota; Metazoa; Arthropoda; Insecta; Lepidoptera; Noctuidae
Exons: 1
Coding region: 623-1645 (340 amino acids)
Biological process (GO): tRNA 5'-leader removal; tRNA 3'-end processing; endonucleolytic cleavage in ITS1 to separate SSU-rRNA from 5.8S rRNA and LSU-rRNA from tricistronic rRNA transcript (SSU-rRNA, 5.8S rRNA, LSU-rRNA)
Cellular component (GO): ribonuclease MRP complex; multimeric ribonuclease P complex
Molecular function (GO): ribonuclease P activity; ribonuclease MRP activity
Source: RefSeq, a predicted model, not a curated record
CUUUCGGCUGAAACGACGGCGAUCCACCUUUUCAAAUUUCCUAGCAUAGGGAAAUACAUUCGAAAUGAAACUAGAGCAACAGUUCCAGUCAUAGAUAUAAGAAUAUAGAUAAGUUCGCGCCCUGCGCUGUUCCAGUUGACAACUGAGAUUCAAAAAGUUAGCGAAUGAGCAAACUGAGCAUCUAGACGAAUAUAUUUCCUUAUUUAUUUAUGAUUUUGCAAUAGCUACCUAUCUUUUGUAGGAAGAAUAGACAAAAAUGAAUCCAGAUGCGAUGAAAAGUUAAGUAGACAUUAAGUGAAAUAUCUGCUGACUAUUAUAGUAAAAGAAAGGUCAAGCAGCACUAAACAAGUUUCACCGUAGCACGCAAAAUGUUUUAUUAUCGUUUGGACUCUUUUUACUCAUUUAAAAGUACUAGAUAUUGCCUAUGUGAAAGGACAGGGCUUCAUCUGACGAUAACAGUUUUUAAAAAAUAAAAUCAGUUGACAAAUGUCAACACACGGAUUCUGUCACUGUCAAAUUGCCUUGCGGUCGAAUUUCAAAAAAGUAAGGUUAUGUUAUUAUUUUUAUAGCUACUAUUUCUUUAUUCAUAUAAAACUCUAUAAAAAAACAAUAGAUUACAACUAUGUUGUGUCCAGAAGUAUGGGAUUUUCCUCCUCCCAAAGUAAUGGUGACCCACCGUGAAAAUCAAGACUUAGAAUCAGUAAAUAAAACCGUAAAUAUGAAUAAUUAUUACAAAAGUUUGGUUGUAACAUGCCCCGACGAAAUACAGGCUCCAGGGUUCAUUCAAGACUUAGUCACAGAAGACACAGAUUACUAUAAACUAUCUGGUUGUUCACUGGCAGAAUUUGUGGAACCAGUUUUCAUAGAAAAUUUUGUAAAAACCGGUAAAGUUUACUGUUUAUCAGUAGAUGGAAACUGUAUUACAGAUAACUGCGCUGCUAUAACACCAGACGGACAUCUACUACUACAUAUUGUUGACUAUGUUUAUCAAACACUUGGAUUUGAAGGCACAAAGAGGCCACAUAACUUCUAUGAAGUGAAAAUAGAUCUCAAAACAAUAAAAAACUAUUCCAAAGUGCAAACAGGGCUACAAAAACUAGAACAAUUUGAUUUAAAUAUAACAUGGGAGCCUAAUAAUGAAAAUAUCUGCCCAUCAUCCAUAGCAAAAUACUUCAGCGACAGAGAUGUAAAUGUUUCAGUUCACUCACUAAACACUAAAAGUAUAUUACCAACUGUGACCGAAAUACCAGUAGUAAAGGAUGUUGAUGCUGAUGAAAUGGUGGAAUGGAUUGGUCUGUUAGCUCUUGGAGUUGACAUUACCCCAACAGACUCCUAUAUCAGCAGUUACUCCCAACCAGAAAGCGAGAACGCAUUGAAAACUGGAAGGAUAUCCAUUUUAACAACCAAAGGGUUCAUAACUCCACCCCUUCUUAGUAAUAUUUGUAAGAAACUAUCAGAAUUUGUCCAAGCAAGAGAAACGGAGAACUACUGGGCAUCUAUAAGUAUUCAAAGUGAUGAUAACUGCCUGUGGCAGUGGAAUCCAAGUAGCCAAGCUAUGUUCCAAGCUCAUAGUUCAUCAAGCACUGUGUUUUUUACUCAUAAUGGUAAUGUGCUGUACUCAGUAGGUCAUUUAAAAUAUUCAUAAAA